AUGGCACUAAUAAGACUGAACCCACUCGCCAUUCUUAGUAUCCAGCCCGACGCAGACCAAGCUGUCAUCGACUCUGCAUACCGUCGUCUGGCUCUGGAAUAUCAUCCUGAUGUGUACCAAGAUGAUCAGGAUCCAAUCGAACUCGCUGCUAAGAUAGAGAUCUUUGAAGAAGUCGAAGCGGCAUACCAAAUGCUAUGCGAUCCUCAAACUCGCACGGUCUGGCUCCACCCUCGCGAAAUGCCCAAGGACAUGAGCUCCACGCCUCAUGCGCGGGUCUCGAGGUCCUACGGGAGCAACCCACGCUACUUUCCCCGUCGCAACUGUGCCACCAAAGGUGCAUCCAAAGCUAGGAACCUCCUGGCGGCCUCCAAGUUCGGUGACAUAUACGCAAAAGAAAACGCCCGCCACGCCGAAUCACGUGAAGAAGUUGCAAAGGAGUGCCAGGGCAUGGCGCAAGAGUGGCUCAAAUGCAUUAAGUUGGGACGUGCUGCUCUUGCGGAGAUACAAUACGCCUUGCCGUUGCAACAGGAGGCGGUCACAUUGUUUGAGGAAGCGGAGGAAGCGUUCAAGUGGUGCGAAGCGGAGAGUUCGAGGAUGGAGGCGGUGGAGAUGGUGUCGCAGGGGAGCGAGUGCACAAAGGACCUGGCGCGGGCGAAGGGGAAGUUGAAGGAGAUGGAGGUCUGGAAUAAGGAGUGGGAGGCGAGGGUGAAGGCCUGA
Mytilinidion resinicola is the source of this 717-nucleotide messenger RNA. RefSeq names its product DnaJ-domain-containing protein. The record is from RefSeq and is a predicted model, not a curated record. Lineage: Eukaryota; Fungi; Ascomycota; Dothideomycetes; Mytilinidiales; Mytilinidiaceae. Bases 1 to 717 code for a protein of 238 amino acids. The transcript has 2 exons.